AUGUCCGGUCCGGUGCACACGUACGGCGCGACCUGCCUUCGCGCAACUCCGAAACAAGAUCUGGUCGCUCUACGGUCGUCCUCUACGCCUCCCCAAGUCCACGCCCAGUUCUUCUACACGUCGUCUCUUCCUAUCGAUGAUCCCCUCACGCCCUUGCCUGCUCCGACGAACUCGGCGACCUCGAAUGCGGCCUCUGUGCCUCAGCCAUUUUCCGCGCGAGACAAUAUUACAUUAGAGCAGACGUGGAGAGCGCUGGAGGCCUCCCGAAAUGCAAGGCCUCAACAAGAAGCUAGCGAAUCGCUCCAGGGGUCUAGAAUAUCUACUUUGAUUCUUCGCGGGAAGCAAUCUCUGGAAAAUGCCACAUCUGUUUCGGGACCCAGCCUUGCGGCGAGAACUUCAGAGGACAUUGCGAUCAAUGACCAAAGAGAAAGGGGACAAAGUUUAAGCACAACCGGCCAAAGGAGUUUGGGGAAAUCAGCGUCUCUCAAGAAGAGGGAUAUCUCGCCCCUAGGGAGGCGCAUCAAGUCUGCAAAGCGCACAAGUGCUUCUUCUCCGGGCGCAGAAGACGAAGGAUUUGACUUUUCUACUUCUCAUGAGGGACAGCCUGCUGGCAAUCACAUCAGUGGGUCUCCAUUCGCUAGAUCUUCAUCGAGACGGUCGAAAUCACCUUCAGAAUCUACUUUGGGAGACGGAACAGAACGUAACAGCGCUCGAUUUGAAGCGUCAGCUCGUGACUUUAAAGAUACCGACACAAAUCUUGCUGGCGAUGCUCAUUUGGCCCAGGACACUGAGGCUGCAGGAGAAGACACUGAAAAUGAUUCUGCAGAAUAUAAGAUACCCGUUGGGGUGUCGCGUCUUCAUUUGGUGGAACUUCCGGGACUAAAGAUGAAACCGAUUUAUUGGAGCCCUCUACAUGACAUAUCAGACGUUCUUCGCGCUACCUGGUUCUACAAAAACACGAUGCUCCCUAUCGAGCCACGGCUCGCAAAUGAACUGGAGAAAGGCUACCACUACAUGCGUGCUUGGACAGAGACUUGGCAAGAUGAGCUGAACAGCUGUGUCGAAAAUGGAGCCGAGGCCGAAACGAAAGUCAUGUAUAAGUUGUGGGAAGAUGAUAUCACGGCUGCAAGCACAGCUACAAGCCGGCCUAGUACGAUGCAGGACGGGGGUUCUCUCCCAAAUGCUUCAAAUGAUACUGCCAAGGAAGAUAAAAAGAACUUUUCAUUUGCACAGAAUGUAUCUGCAAGCGGGUCGGACAACGAGCCAGAGACGAACCCUUUCAAGCAGUCGAGUGUCAUCUUCGUUGACGGCAAAGACGCCCAAAUUCUCCGACCAAGCCUGCUUCCUUCUGUUUCGAGAAAUCGUCGACCGCUCAGCCCGAUUCGAAAGGGCCGCCAAAUCGGCAUCCCAGUUGUUCGUGGGUUUGAUAGAAAACAGUGGGAUGAGCUUCAUCCUACCAAACAAACAAACAUCGACAUGAGGCACUAUAUCAUGCGACCUCAGAUGAGGAAUGCUAGAGGGGGCCAAAUAUGUUAUGCAUGUGCUAUAGAGGAGUCCCGCCCGAAUCCAUCGGAUUUGAUUUUUGUCAUUCACGGUAUUGGUCAGAAGUUAUCGGAGAGGAUGGAGAGCUUCCAUUUUACUCACGCCAUAAACAGUUUCCGAAGGUCCGUGAACAUGGAGCUAAACAAUGAAGAAAUCUGGCCCCAUAUACGACAGGACCAUGGAGGCAUUAUGGCGCUUCCUAUUAAUUGGCGGUCCACGCUUUCGCUUGACGAUGCUGAAGCUGAUCCUUUGAGCGUUGAUGACGACCCAACCGCCAACCAGUACACGCUCAAAGAUAUCACGGCUGAUACGAUACCAGCAGUCCGUUCGCUCAUCAGUGAUGUCAUGCUAGAUAUUCCGUACUAUCUCUCUCACCACAAAGACAAAAUGGUACGAGCGCUCGUGAAGGAGGCCAACAGGGUGUAUCGGCUUUGGUGUUUGAAUAAUCCUGGGUUCCAUGAGCACGGAAGAGUCCACUUGGUCGCCCACUCGCUUGGAAGCAUUAUGGCUCUAGAUGUUCUGAGUAACCAGCCAACCAAGCUUCCUGACAUUGAUUUUCAUCGAGACGAGUUGCACAUGGACUUUUUUGAGUUUGAUUCGAAGAAUGUCUUUCUCUGUGGUAGCCCUGCCGGUCUUUUCUUGCUGCUCAACAAAGCAAAUCUUCUUCCGCGACGAGGUAGGAACAAGCCAGGCAGAGAAGGGGAAGAUAUGCAACGAGGCGUUGCUGGAGAGGCAAAGAAAUACGGUUGCGUGGCAGUUGACAACCUGUAUAAUAUUAUGCACACUACUGAUCCUAUUACCUACCGACUGAACGCAGCCGUGAGCAGCGAGCUGGCCGAGUCUCUAAAACCCGCGUCUGUGCCUAGCUCAUCUUCUUCAUUUUUCUCUUCCCUGGGCAGCGUGUUCCGGUGGAGUUCAGCCAACAAGGGGAUAGGAUCAAAGACGCCCUCUCGCCCUGCUGCGGUUAGCAAACUACCAUCCAAUGUUGAACUCGAGACACACGACUUUAACCGUGAAGAGAUUGCCGAAACUCGAAUGCUGCUGCUGAACGACAACGGCCAGAUUGAUUACUAUCUCUCUGGCGGUGGCGGACCACUGAAUAUUCAAUAUCUCAACAUGCUAAGCGCCCACAGCAGUUACUGGAUUCUGCCAGACUUUGUGCGGUUUGUCGUUGUUGAAAUCGCAAGACGCCAGGACAAAGAUGGCACAAUACCGGCUCUUCGUGCAGAGAAGAAGAAAGGUUGGAAAUCGUGA
Molecule: messenger RNA, 2796 nt
Organism: Talaromyces rugulosus
Lineage: Eukaryota; Fungi; Ascomycota; Eurotiomycetes; Eurotiales; Trichocomaceae
Exons: 4
Coding region: 1-2796 (931 amino acids)
Cellular component (GO): cytoplasm
Molecular function (GO): metal ion binding; glycerophospholipase activity
Source: RefSeq, a predicted model, not a curated record